CAAUAAUGUCAGAUCAAAACCCACCCUGCCUCUACUGCUCCACACAAAUCCCAAAACUCCCCCUCCACUGCAAAAGUCCUGUCUGUCCCCCCUGCACUAAACAAUGGCUGCUACUUAAACUCACUUCCAACCAAGCCCCAUCUGCCCAUCACUACUCCUAAAUUCACCCUCUUAACAUGCUUUCACCCCAAAAUCCCCACUAACUCAUUAAAAUUUCUAAAACCCGCACAAUUCCACAAGCCCUAUCUCCUUAUUUUCUUAAUAAUUUGAAAUCAUGUGCUCGAAGAAGAGGAACUGUGAAGGAUCGUAGGAAGAGAAGUGGCUCAAAGAAAGAGGAGAGGAGAAGAAUGAGAGAACGAGGUGGUGCUGAGAUGCGGGAAUUUAGGAUGAAUGUAUGGGGAAAGGGUGGUUGUGGAGAAGGGAGAGCAGAGGAGGUGACCUGAGUGAGGGUAUGGGAUGAGGGAGGUUGCUUGGGUUGAGAAGGAGACUAGGGUUGGAGGUGGAGGAUUAGGGAGGGAGAUUUUGAAUGGGAUUUAUACACUUUGGGUGUUGAAGUUAUGCCCAAGGUGAGAAUCAGUGUAUACGCUGGUUUAUAGUGGAGAUCAUGGGAGAUGUAAAUAAGUGAAAGUAUAUUUAUUGAUUGUUUUGACUAGGUCCUUAUGAUUAUAGAUGAUAUCAUAGCCAAAUGUAUUGUCAAAUGCGAAACAUUAUAGUUGCAAUAUUUUUAUUAUUAGCUUGAGUUUCAGGAUAUUUUAAACUCAGUUAUUGCUGUGAUAUUUGGGCUGAAACUUGCGCUUUACUAUUUAAUAUUCUUAAUUUUGUGCUAUUCCACUUUCUGCUUCCGAAUAUGCUGCUAGUCGUGCUCUUGGGUCAUUUCAUACUGAUUUAUUAUAACAUGACAAUUCUCAAACUUCAAAAUCCAAUCUGAUCAAAACUUCUCAUAUACUUAUGAUUAAUAAUCGAAAUUGGAGGAAUCUACUGCGAAUAUUACCUAUGGAAAGAAAUAAUACAUUCUGACCAAUACUUUUACAUCCUCAAAUGAUUGCUCUUCGAAUUCAUCCCUCUGCUAUGCUUCUGCUGAUACUAAAUAGGUUUUGACUGUAAAGGAGAUUUUAGAUUUUAGAGGA
Molecule: messenger RNA, 1127 nt
Organism: Moneuplotes crassus
Lineage: Eukaryota; Ciliophora; Spirotrichea; Euplotida; Euplotidae
Source: the annotation of a GenBank genome assembly